AUGGCCAACUGGACAAAUUUUCUGGAAAUUUGGAAACAAGAGAUUUUAACUGUUUUAAGUGAUAAUAACGUGAAAACAGUUGUCCUUUUUGGAGAAGCUAAAACAUGGAUGGCAAAAGAGAUUGCUAAUUCUGCCAGCCUCAAGGGCUCCUCCUAUGGAACUAUUUGGGUGGUCCCAGGAUAUUAUUAUGAAGGCAAAUCUCUUGUUGAAAAUAUUGACUUUCAGCUGUCUGUAUUUCCUUCUAAUGAGGAGUGGGAGGAAGAUGAUGAUUCUGAUGUGGAGCAGCAGGAGCAAGAAGUGGACUUGGAUCUGAAACGGGGAAUACUGAAAAAGCUUGAGUUGAUGAAAACUGCCGCUGGAAAAGAUCCAUAUCUUCUCGUAGUUCUGGAUGAUGUUAUUGACAUGGACCAAAACAAAAUUCUUCUUGAUUUAAGUGACCUCCUCCAGGGGCACCUGCUUAAGGUUUUAAUCACAAGAAGGGGAAGUGAUAUCGGUAUUGGCAAUGAGGGAAAUGCGGAUACAGUUCGGACAGACAAUGUAAGAUCAUAUGAAAUCAAAUUCCUGUCUCCUGUCGAAUCUUCGGAUUUACUGCAGAAUAGGGUCAAGGUGGAAGUUUCUAGGGCAAAUGGGUUUGAAAGACUGUCUGCAGCUAUUGGAAAAAGUAGCUCAGGUCAUCCUGGCGCAAUUAUUAUGAUCGCAAAAGCCAUGAAUAAUGUUAACACCUCUGAGUUGGACAAUGCAGUUGAAGAAGCGGCCUCUAUAAUUGAAUCUGCUGAUAUUGAAACAUUAUUGCAGCAUGUUUAUAAAAUGUUGCCAAGUACCCUCAAUAAGUGCUGUUGGCACUGCAGAUACUUGUUUCUCCAUCAUGAUAGCAUCCACUACAAUGAGCUGAUAGCUCACUGGUUACUGGAAGGGUAUUUUGAUCAUCAUGAUAAUAUUGAGAAGGCCUAUGAGGAAGCACAUCGCACUCUGAUGGAGCUCAAAAAUCGCGGAAUUCUUAGAGGAAAAGAGAAUAGUUAUGUUUAUAUGGAAAGUGAUGCUUUGGGAGUCGAUGAUCACCGACGCGAUGGACUCAGCGGGUCUGCAUAUGUUGGCGUGGCUAGUGUGCUGAAUGACCAAACUUGGGCUGGUCUUGGGAGGAUUAUACAGACUGAUGGGAUGAUAAAGACGAGUAGUAAGAAAAGGAACGAGAUGUCCACGCUAUUUAUAGAUGGUGCUCGUUUUUGCAGGGAAGUCCCUGAAACAUUUUUCCAACACAUACAACGACUUAAAGUCCUGGUCAUCUUAAAUCCGAUGUUCAAAAGGGUGCCCUCACCACUUUCAAAAAUGAAGGAGCUUCAAGUACUUGUUCUGAGGGGCUGUCGUCUAUUGGAGAGUGUAGAUGAGAUCCAUGAACUUACGAACUUACUAGCUCUUGAGAUAUCUGGGGCUUGUUUUGUGAAGGAAAUCCAUGACGAUCUUUUCAAGCUUAUGAAAGAUCUUAGAUCUCUGAACUUAUCUGAAGUUGGCAUUAAGCGGCUUCCUGCUUCUGUCUUAAAUCUGGGCGAACUCCGUUGGCUCAUUCUUAGAAACUGUCCAAAUUUGGAACAAUUGUGUGAUGUUUAUUUAUUGAAGAAAAAGGAAGCAUUAAAUCAGGAAGUGCUUUCAUUGGCAAAGCUGGAAGUGCUUGAUUUCUCUGGUUCAGACUCUUUCCAAAGAAUCCAGGUCAAGACCCUCUCUCCGCUCAAAAAACUUCAAAUUCUCAAUCUUUCUAAGACCAGCAUUAGGCGCAUGCCCUUCUUUCACGAUUUAAGAGAGCUCACUCGACUCCUCUUAAGUGACUGUCCAUCCCUUGCAAGACUUCCCACCUUAAGACCACUACUUAAACUUCAGAUUCUCGAUCUUGCGAAGACAACAUCUUUGAAAGAAGUGCAAGAUGAUUCUCAGAAAACUAAGACUGACUUUAGAGUUCUGGAUCUCACGGGUAGUGCUGUAAAUAAGCUACCUUGCAACAUCAGCAGCUUAUCUUAUCUUCUUUUGAGUGGCUGUGUAGAGCUUCCAAAAUUGCCAUCCACGCAAAACCUCCGAGGCCUUGAGGAGCUGAACCUUUCUGAUGCCUCUAUAUUGGAAGAAUUCGAAGAUGACUCAUUUGAACAUCUUAAUUCCCUUCGCCGACUCAUCCUCUCAAAUACUAGAAUCAAAGCUCUGCCAUCACUUUCCGAGCUUUCUGAACUUCGUUUGCUCUUGCUAAAGAAUUGUAAAUUCCUUACUAAGUUGCAAAACUUGAGUAUACUCAAGAAACUAGAAGUUGUUAAUCUCUCGGGAUGCUCUGAGUUGGUGAUAGCAUGGAAUGACUCCUUCCAGGCAAUGUCUCACCUGAAGACGAUCAAUCUGUCAGAGACUAAAAUCAAAAGCCUUCCUCCAGAUUUCUUCCCUGUCAGCCUCCAUCACCUAAUAAUAAGAAAUUGCCCCGAAUGGAAUGACCUUCCUUCCUUGGAAGCUCUGGUGAACCUGGAGGUACUCGACCUCUGUGGUGCAAAAUAUUUGAUCGAUAUAAAACUUGAAUUUCUUAGCCAUAUGAGCAAACUAAGGAUUCUGAACCUCUCUGAAAUAGAAUUUGAACAAUUGCCAUCUCUGUCCCACCUCACUAACCUUAGGGAGCUCUCUCUGAGAGGUUGUUCCUGUAAAGUGUCGAAGCUGGAUGCCCUAAAGGAGCUUGAGCUGCUGGAUCUAUCGGGGACCAAGGUUAGGUCUUUACCUACCCUUGAGAUUUUUAGCAAGCUCCAACAACUACUGCUAAGAGAUUGUGCUGAUCUCGAAAGUUUGGUAAAUUUGAAGUCUCUUACUGAAUUGGAGGUUCUGGAUCUUUCAGGGACAAAAAUAAAAGAAUUUCCCUAUGAAACCUCGGAUCUGACUAGUCUAAGGAAGCUCAAUCUGCGGGAUAUGAAGCAUAUUAAAGAAAUUGACUGGACGAAGAUAAAGUGUAUUCCAGAGGAGUUCAACUUGGGUGGUUGUGGAUCCCUAAGUUCUGAGAUUGCCGCAUCUUCUGACUGGCCUUCCAUAAAGAUAUGUGGUACCAGAUUUUUCCAGUUCGUGGAGAAAAAUCUCUUGUUGAGGAAUACAUGCUUCCAAAAAUUCCAUUUUUCUGUUUGGCUUCCCAAAAAUUCAGAUGGAAGGAUAUACAACCUCGGAGACAGGGGCCUACUGAUGGAUAUCAAAUCUCAAGGAAGAAUUCCUCAUCAUAAAGAACUAGAGCGGUAUCUGGAGAUCCAUGGAUCCUGUUGCAUUUCCAGUAUACCUGAACAUGUUCUCGAGCAUGCUGAUCACAUAUCGUUGAUGGAUGAUAGCUCUUUUAGUCACUUAUCUGAACUUGUUAAAGAGAAUCUGAGAUCAAUAAGGAGCUGUUGGCUUGAUAGGUGCACAAAUAUCCGUAGUAUAGUCACUGGAGAAGAAGAUGCCAGAGUUUCAGGAAAGCUUGACUUUCUUUAUCUGUGUAAUCUCUCUUCCUUAAGACGCAUGUGUGAUGAUACAGUGCAGUCCGAGGUCUUUGAAGGUCUUAAGAGCUUGUAUAUAGAUUGUUGCCCGAUGCUCGCUGACAUUUUCCCGUUGUCCAAGCUGCCAAAGAAGCUCGAAACCCUCCAAAUCAAAUUUUGUGAGAAAAUGGAAAAGCUAUUCAACCCUGAUAUGUCCGCAGAAUGUAACUUGCAGACCUUGGAUCUUCUGGAAUUACCAAAGCUCGAGAGAAUCGGGGUUAUGAUGGUCUCCCUGCGAGUAUUGAAAGUGAGAAAAUGUCAGAAUCUGGAGAAUCUAGAUGAAGUGCUUGGAGAAGCUGAAAAUCUGGAAAUUCUCCAUAUUUACCAUGCUGCUAGGCUGAAGACCAUAUGCAGUGGGGGAGUGAAGCCGGGGACCUUCAAAAAGCUAAAACUGCUUAAAAUAGAAUCUUGUCCCCAGCUCAAAGAAGUUUCUCCCUCAUCCAAAUCACUGCCAAACCUGGAGAUUCUUGAGAUAAGCUCAUGUCAACGCUUGGAAACUAUAUUCAGUGGCAGCUCAGCAGGUUCUUCAUUGAAAAGAUUACGACUGUGCAGCUUGCCUAGUCUAAGCAGCACUGUGUUCAAAGUACCACCUCAAUGCCAUGUUGACUUCAACUGCCCAAAUCUGCAAAUAGACCGAUCUGGUUAAG
Molecule: messenger RNA, 4159 nt
Organism: Syzygium oleosum
Lineage: Eukaryota; Viridiplantae; Streptophyta; Magnoliopsida; Myrtales; Myrtaceae
Product: putative disease resistance protein At4g19050
Exons: 1
Coding region: 1-4158 (1385 amino acids)
Molecular function (GO): ADP binding; protein binding
Source: RefSeq, a predicted model, not a curated record